AUGCCAGACAGAUAGUUUAAAUCAAUCCUGACUCUUAAGACAACUAGAAAAGCUAGACAAAAUAUUUUAAAAAGUUGCUUCAAAGGCAUUCAGAAAACUAAGAAAGUAAUAAAGAAUUACCAAGUAGAGAUCUGGAAAAAGGCAUAAAUCCAGAGAGGUAAGACAUUUGGUUACGUACGGGACCAAUUUUCUCCUAAAGACAUUCAUGAAUAUCAAAAGAGGGGGCUGAGAGGUUGACCAGCCCUCUUGAUAGAAGCUAAAAAAAGUUGGGGUUCAUGACUUGCCAAAGAUGAGUUGAGUGCUGGUAAGCUUCUGCUCAUUGGUUUGGGACCCCCAAAGGUUGCAUCUAUGUAAGAGUAAAGGUGAACUGGAAAUAGAAUGUCCUGGAAGGGACUACAGCCUGUCUUCAAGUCAUUUCAAUCUCUGAAAUUUAAAUAAGGUAGUCCCAAGCAUCUGGCAAAAGCAACCCUCUUUAGGCUAAGAUAACAUUAUGUAGAACUUUAAACUACUGCAAACUGUCUUUCAAAUAUAAUACAUGGCUCACAACCAAAAAUAACUAGGCAUAUGAGGAGACAUAACAAAAUGAAUGAGAACCAGCAGAAAGAGCAAAAAAUAAAAACAGACCCUCAGGUUCUCCAGACACUGGCUUUAUCAGACCAAACUUUAAAAUAACUAUUCUAAAAAAUAAAACAAUGCUAACUGUUCAAGAACAUAAAAGACUAGAUUAAAAAUUUUGGCAGAGAACUGUGAAUUAUAAAAAGGGAUGUAGCAGAGUUGAUAAAGCACAAAAAGAAAAUUCUAGGAAUGAAAAAUAAAAAACACAGCAGAUGAAUUAACAGCAGAUUCAGUAAAGCUAAACAAAGAAUAAAUGAACUAGAAUAUAGGUCAGAAGAAACAACCUAGACUAAAUCACAAAGAGAAGAAAUAAAAUACCCCAAAAAGUAUAAGUGACAUGAGGAUAUAGUGAAUAGAUAUCACCUGUGUGUUUGGAAUCCUAGAGAAGAGACAGAGAAUGGGGUAGAACCAGUAUUUGAAGAGAUAAUGGAUUGAAAUUUUUCUAAAACUGACAAAUUAAGCCACAGAUUGAAGAAGUCCCCCAAACCAAAGCAGAAUGAAUACAAAGAAAACACUAUCUAAGCACAUCAUAGUAAAAGUGCUUCAGAUGAAAGACAAAGAAAAAAAUCUUAAAGCAGCCAGGAAAAAAAAAAAUCGAUUACUUUCAAAAGAGAACAAUUAAACUGACAGUAGAUUCUCAGUGGAAACAAUGGAAGCAGGAAACCAUGGAAUGACAUAUUCAAAGCACUGAAAGAUAAUAAUUGGUACAUCUAGAAUUCUAUACCUAGCAGAAAUACCCUUCAAAAAUGAAGAAGAAAUAAGCAUUUUUCAGCUAUUCCUCCCUUUAAAAAAGGUACUAAGAGAAUUACCAGGAGACCCACACUAAAUGAAAUUCUAAAGAAUAUUAUUCAAACAGAAGGAAAAUACCAGACGGAAGCUUGGAGAGUCAGGAAGAAAUAAAGAGUACAAAUAGUAGAAAAUAUGUGGGUAAAUCAAGUGAAUUUAGACCUUAUUAAACAAUAAUAAUUUUUGUUGGAUUUAAAAGACAGAAUUAAAAUAUAUGACAAUAAUAGUCGGCAGUGGGAUGGAGUUAAAGUGUGUGAGGACGCUAUAUUUGGGGAGAGGAGAAAAGUACCUGUUAACAUUAUACUUUGAUAAGUAAGAGAUGCAUGGUGUAAGAGUAAUUUUCAAGAAAGGAGGGCUUUUUAAAAAGUAUGUAACCUUUAAGUUAUAGAAAAAAUGGCAUGAUAAAAAAAAUAACCUAGAAGGCAAGAAAGGAGGGAAGGUACCUAUAACACUAGGACAAAUAGAAUAAAUUAUGUUGGUAAAUUUAUCAGCAACUUCAUUAAAUGUAAAUGAAUAAAAGACAGAUUGUCAGGUAAGAUUUUUUAAAAAACAUUUUAUGAUGGUUUAUAAGAGACAGAUCUAAAACAUAAAGAUACAGAAAAUUUGAAAGUAAAAGGAGAAUAAAUAUAUAGUCCAAAUACUAACCAAAGAAAAGCUGUUGUAGAUAGAUUAAUAUUAACAUGAAAUAAACGCUAAAACAAAAAUAAGAUGGGGAAUUCCCUGGCAGCCCAGUAGUUAGGACUUCACGCUUUCACUGCUGAGGAUGCAGGUUCAAUCCCUGGUCGAGGAACUAAGAUCCUGCAUGCCACAUGGAGCAGCCAAAAAUUAAAAUAAAAUAAAAUGAAAUGAAAUACCCAUGGGUCAUAUAUCCCAAUGAAAAUUUCAAAAUAUUUUGAACUGAAUGAAAAUAAAAAGCAGUACAUAUUAAAACUUGAGGGCAGGCAGUGCACCAGGCAGGUCUGGGUUUGGGGCUGGAACCAGAACCUCAGCAGAUGUUCACUGGUUGACAGCAGAGGAGAGGAACCGAGUUAUACUUGACCUUAAAGCAGCAGGAUGGUCAGAAUUAAGUGAGAGAGGUGCCAUCUACAAGGAGUUCUCUUUCAAAUAUUGUAAUCAGGCAUCUGGCUUUAUGUCUCAAGUUACUCUACAAGCAGAGAAGAUGAAUCAUCACCCAGAAUGGUUCAGUGUGUACAACAAGGUCCAUACGCCCCUCACCUCACAUGUCUGUGGGGGACUGACCAAAAGGGAUGUGAAACUAGCCAAGUUUGUUGAAAAAGCAACUGUUUCUAUGUGAUUUCUUCCAAAUGUAUGUAAAAUUUUAUACACAUCUUAGCUGCCAUGUAUUUUGAAGGCAAUUUACAUGAACAAAUUAAGUUGUAAAUUUAGUUUACCUUUGUACCACAUUUUGUAAAAUCAGUGCUUAAAUACAAAAUGAUAUAAAUUGAAAGAAAAAAAUAGAACAACAAAACUUGAGGGAUGCAUCUAAAGCCAUGCAUAGAGGAAAAUUUAUAGCCUUAAAUGCAUAAAUUGGAAAAGAAGAAAGGAGAAAAAUCAACAUCUAUCUCAGGAAGUUAAGGGGAAAAAAAUGGAUAGCACAUUAAACCUAAAGAAAGGAGGUGGAAUGAAAUAAAAUGUUAAGAGCAGCAUAAGAAAACAAAGUAAAAUAUAGGGAAUUCCCUGGUGGUCCAGUGGUUAGGACUCCACGCUUUCACAGCUGAGGGCCCAGGUUCGAUCCCUGGUCAGGGAACUAAGAUCCCACAAGCUGUGCGGUGCAGCCCCCAAAAAUAAAUAAAUAAAUAAAAUAUAGUAUAGAGGAGCAGUAAAACCAGAAUGUCCUCUUUUCAAGAGACUAAUAAAAUUGAUAAAUCCCUGGCAAGACUUAUGAAGUAAAAAAGAUAAGACAAAAAUAACCAAUGACAGAACUGAAAAAGGAGACAUCACUAUAAAUCCUAUAGAUACUAAGAAAAAUAACAAGAAUAAAUUUAUACCAGUAUAAUUUAAAACUUAGAUGAUAUGGGUAGAUUUCUAGAAGAAUAUAACUUACUCAAAUAAAAUGUUUGGGGCUUCCCUGGUGGCGCAGUGGUUGAGAAUCUGCCUGCUAAUGCAGGAGACACGGGUUCGAGCCCUGGUCUGGGAAGAUCCCACAUGCCACGGAGCAGCUGGGCCCGUGAGCCACAGCUGCUGAGCCUGCGCGUCUGGAGCCUGUGCCCCGCAACGGGAGGGGCCGCGAUAGUGAAAGGCCCGCGCACCGCGAUGAAGAGCGGUCCCUGCACCGCGAUGAAGAGUGGCCCCCACUUGCCGCAACUAGAGAAAGCCCUCGCACGAACCGAAGACCCAGCACAGCCAAAAAUAAAUAAAUAAAUAAAUAAAUAAAUAAAAAAUAAAAUGUUUGAAGAUUUAACAUUCAAAAUUCAUUCAGCAUAUACUAAUGUAAUAUAUUAAUAAUAGUGGAAACUGGGAGAGGGGUACUAGGGAGUUCUCUAUGCUAUCUUAACGUUUCUAUACAUCUAAAACUAUUCUAAAAUAAAAAAAUUUUAUUUAAAAACUCAGUCAAUUAGUAUAAUUCACUACAUUAAGAAAAAAAUGGAGAAAAAUCAUUACCUCAUCAGAUGUAGAAACAGCAUUGGAUAAGAUUCAUGUUUCAUUUACAGUAGAUCUCUUAAACUAGGCUUAGAAAGGAAUUCUUUAAUCUGACAAACAAACAUAUCUGUGAAAAUCUAUAACGAACAUCAUAUGUGAAAUAUUGAAAGCUUUCCUUAGUGACUGGGAAUAGACAAACAUGCCAGCUAUCCAUACUUCUUUACAAUAUCAUAUUAGAAGUUAUAGCCAGUACAAUAAGGCAAGAAAAAGAAAUGCAAGGUAUAAAGAUUGGGAAGGAAGAAACAAAACGAUCAUCAUUUAUAGACAAUAUGAUUGUGUAUAGAGGAAAUUUAAAAGAGUCUAUAGAUUAUUUAUGUGAAUCAAUAAGCAGAUGCAACAGAGCUGCUGGAUACAAAGUCAAAAAGCAAAAAUCAUUUGUAUUUCUAUUUACCAGCAACAAACAAAAUGAAAUUUUUAAAAAGAUGCCAUUGACAAUGUCAUUCCUAACAAUAAAUCUAACAGAUGAUGUGUGAUACCUCUAAGCAACAAACUGUAAAACAUUAUUAGAAAAAUUAAAGGACAUCUAAAUAAGUAGAAAGAAAUAACAUGUUCAUAGAUUAUUGGAAGACUCAAUAUUAUAAAGAUAUGUUAUUCCCAAAUUGAUCUACAGAUUCAAUACAAAGUCAAAUAUUAACAGACAAUUUGACCCUAAAACUUAUAUGGAAAUACUAAGGAUAGUUUCUGAAAUUCACAUGGAAAUAGUUAAAGUCUUACAGAAACAUAAGGUGAGAGAACUUGUUCUAUAGGAUAUCAAGAUUUAUUACAAAGCUAAAUUAACUAGAAUUGUUAGUGCAAGUACAGACAAGCAAUGAAACAGAACAGAGAAUCCAGAAAUAGAUCCACAUAUAUACGGACACUUGAUUUACACUAGAGGUGGCACUGCAGAGUAAUAGGAAAAUGAUGGUAUUGGUAUGGUUUGGGGAUAUCUAUUUGAGAAAAAAAUUAAACCUGACCCCUAUCAUAUUCCAAACAAAAAUAAAUUCCAGAUGGAUUAAUACAUUCAAAUAUGAUAGGCAAAACAAUAAAGCUUCUAGUAUUUAUAAUAUAGAAUGUGUUCAUGACCUUGAGAUAGAGGAAAAUUUCUUGAACAGGACCCAAAAAGCACUAACGAUACGGGAAACUAUUGGACUACAUUAAAAACUUAGAACUUGUAUUUAUCAAAAGACUCUAUUUAAAGAGUGUGAAGGGAUUUCCCUGGCAGUCCAGUGGUUAAGACUCUGUGCUUCCACUGCAGGGGGCAUGGGUUUGAUCCCUGGUCAGGAAACUAAGACCCCGCAUGCAGCGGGGUGGAAAAAAAUAAAUAAAAUUAGAUUAAAAUUUUAAAAAAGAGUGUGAAAAGACAAGCUACAGAGUGGGAGAGGAUAUUUGCUACAUAACCAAAAAAUGGCUCAUGCAGAAUAUAUAAAGAACUACAGAUCAGUGAGAUGAGACUUGAAUGAGCACUUCACAAAUGAGGAUAUCCAAAUGGCCAGUAAAAAUAUGAAAAGUUGGGCUUCCCUGGUGGCGCAGUGGUUGAGAAUCUGCCUGCCAAUGCAGGGGACACGGGUUCGAGCCCUGGUCUGGGAAAAUCCCACAUGCCACGGAGCAACUGGGCCCGUGAGCCACAAUUACUGAGCCUGCGCGUCUGGAGCCUGUGCUCCGCAACAAGAGAGGCCGCGAUGGUGAGAGGCCCGCGCACCGUGAUGAAGAGUGGCCCCCACUUGCCGCAACUAGAGAAAGCCCUCGCACAGAAAUGAAGACUCAACACAGUCAUGAAUAAAUAAAUAAAUAAAUAAAUAAAAGAACAUGAAUUUCUAAAAAAAAAAAAAAAAAAGGAAAAACCAUUCACUAAAAAAAGUUUAAAAAAAAAAUAUGAAAAGUUAUUCAACCACAUUAGUCAUCAUGAAAAUGCAAAUUAAAACCACAAUGGAUGAUUCUACACACCUACCAAAUUGGCUAAAAGUGAAGAUGAAUAACAUCAAGUGUUGGCCAGAAUGUGUAGCAACAGGAAUGCUCAUAUAUUGAAGUGUAAAUUGGUACAUCCACUUUAAUAGAUAAUGCUAAACUGUUAUCCAGAGUUGAACAUAUACAUACCCUAUUAACUGAGCAUUCUAAUUAUAGGAAUGUACUUAAGAGAAAUAUGUGCAGCAAAGAGAAAUGCACUGGAAUAUUCACAGCAGCUGAAUUCAACAUAGCCAAAAAUUGGAAUCAGCCCAAAUGACCACUGACAGUAGAAAGGAUAAAUAAGUUGUGGCAUAUUCAUAUAGUGGAAUUGUAUACAAUAAUGACAGUGAACUACAGGAACAGGGAAAACAUGGAUGCGUCUUACAAACAUAAUGUUGAGCAAAAGAAGCCAGACACAAAAAUAAAUUAUUUGAUUGUUCCAAUUACAUAAAAUUAAAAAAAAAUUAAAACUUGUGGAUACACGCUUAAAUGAUAAAACUAUAAAGAAGAGCAAGAAAGUGAUUUCAAUAGAAGUCAAGAGAAUGAUUUUCUUUGGGAAGAGGGAGACUCUAAUUAUGAGGAAGUGCCCAAGGUGGGGAAUCUGGGGUGCUGGCAGGGUUCUGUUUAUUGUCCUGACUGGUUAUAUGGCCAUUUGCUUUUAAUAAAUCAUUGAGUUAUACAUUUGUGUACUUUUCUGUAUGUUUAUCAUACUUCACGAUAAAAGAGAUUUUUACAAAUUUAUAAGCCUACAAAAAUGUGGAGAUUUCUGUAGGGAUUUUGGAAGCUGGAAAACAAAUGAAUUAGUAUUACUGACUUGGCUGAUUCAAGAAAGCUAAAGCCCGGUUUAGUAAUGGGGAAUACCGAGUUCCAGUACAGAAUCCUCAAAAAGCAAAGGAAUUGGUAGCCUACACCAGUUGCUAGAAUUGGGGACCUUGAGUUGAGGGGAGGAGGGAGAUGGGGGCUGAGCUAAAAUGAGUAGGUAAAAGCUGUUUGAAAGGCAGCUAAAGUCCUAGCUGCCUCUUAUCCAAGACUGGAGGCUAACCUCUAAAAAGCGUAAACCAAAGAAUUUCUGGACCAGGAUACAACUGAGGGCAUCGAUACUUUGCCAAAAACAGGUGAAUUAAGUGACCAUAUGCAUCCUCAGUACUGAUACAGAGAAUUCCCUAACAAAGACCCACCCUGGUCAUUCUGUGUAUGUAAAGCUCCAAGUCAGCAGCCCACCUACCAACUCUGAAAGCUUUCUAGUUCCUCAUUCUUAUUGAGGAGCAGGCACCAAGGAUUACAGGACUCCUCGGGAAAGUCUCUAAGAGAGACAACAACAAAAACAGCAAAAAGCAACUCAAAUGAACUUGAGAUUCUGAAGAAAAUAUAAAACUUAAAAAUGGAAAAACUGUAAUAUCUCUAGAAAGAUAUGAGAAGAUAUUGAAUCCAUUAUAUAAAAACAUGAUGCUCUUAUUAAGAGAUUUGUAAGCUGUUCAUUCUGUCCUUUGUUUUUAUUCAUUGUUUUCAGCAUUAUUUGUUCCACAAAUAGUAUCUUUUUCUUUGUCUAAUUUUAUUUUCAUGAUCUAUGGGGAUAGAGUAUGUUGGAAAAUAAUAGAUGUGAAUUAAUGUAAAACUUUUAAGAAAUAGAAAAACUGGCAAGAAAUCUGUAAUUUAAUAUUCUGUCAUGAUACCAAGGAUGUCUCUUCUGAGCUGAUAAAGAUAAAAGCCUGCUUCUCUCAUUGCAUUUUGCUUUGAUUUUUUCUUUUCUCUCUUCCAUGCAAACUUAAAUUUCUCUUCCCAUAUUUCUAUUUUCAUCUCCUUGUUUCUUGGUGUCUCUU
Balaenoptera acutorostrata (minke whale) is the source of this 7784-nucleotide messenger RNA. Its product is annotated as pterin-4-alpha-carbinolamine dehydratase 2-like. Bases 2531 to 2695 code for a protein of 54 amino acids. NCBI's taxonomy places the organism in Eukaryota, Metazoa, Chordata, Mammalia, Artiodactyla, Balaenopteridae. Gene Ontology annotation, molecular function: 4-alpha-hydroxytetrahydrobiopterin dehydratase activity. Gene Ontology annotation, biological process: tetrahydrobiopterin biosynthetic process. The transcript has a single exon. The record is from RefSeq and is a predicted model, not a curated record.